Messenger RNA from Ochlerotatus camptorhynchus, 3537 nucleotides. RefSeq names its product alpha-1D adrenergic receptor-like. The record is from RefSeq and is a predicted model, not a curated record. The coding region runs from base 1001 to 3154 and encodes 717 amino acids. NCBI's taxonomy places the organism in Eukaryota, Metazoa, Arthropoda, Insecta, Diptera, Culicidae. Gene Ontology annotation, cellular component: plasma membrane. Gene Ontology annotation, biological process: adenylate cyclase-activating adrenergic receptor signaling pathway; positive regulation of cytosolic calcium ion concentration; cell-cell signaling. The transcript is spliced from 6 exons. Gene Ontology annotation, molecular function: alpha1-adrenergic receptor activity.
GCCGUGUGUGUGUGUGCGUGGUGGUUCUUUAUGGGAAGCGGUCAGGCGGUCGCGGAACGGAUUCGAAUGAUAUAAUUCAUUUUUAUUGCCGCGGGGUGGCGAAAGAUGAAGUGACCUGUUUGAAGCUGCAUGCUGUUUCCGGGGGUCAUAGUGCAAUUCGAUUCGAAUGAACGUGUGGUGUGAUUAGUUGCCAAGUAACAAUUUUCUUGUAGACCAUGAUGUGGACUCGAAGAAUGCUUUAAAGUCGUGAUAAACUUUGCAAUUUUACUUGGGUUCUUUGGUGACGUCGUCUGGCACAUGUGUAAGAAAUCAAAUUCCAGCGGGAGAAGACCCCGCACUCGGCAUCAAUAAAGGUGUGAACGGUGCUGCGGAGACGGCCAUCAGUUCGAUCAGAGAUGCGGUACGGAAUUACUUUGAUAAACAAACAAGGGAGUACGACGACGGUGCUGGAUGUGGUGUUUGUGCGUGGGGAGUGGGCGCUUGUGUUCAACUUUAGACCGUAAUUUGGUGAUUCUUGGUUUAUGAGGAAUUCUAGUAUCAACAAUAGCGAAAGCGAAAUAAAAAAACAAAUAAACACAAUAACAACAAGUGAAGCAAAAUACGGAAGAAGGCAAUACAGUCGGUGUGGUUCCAAUUGGCUGAAGCUCGUUGACGAUUGUUGAUGGAAUGGAAAUGUCGAUUGGUGAUUGAGAUGUUGGUGGAAUAUGACACCUGUAUAGUGAAGUGAUCUACUGAAGAAGGAGAGAAAGAGAGAAAUAGUGUGCGCUGUUUUAUUUUCGUCAAUAAAACUGGAAUAACCGUCGGAGAUUCGCUCGGCUGAACAAAAGUCAUAAACUGCUACGUAUUCCUAAUGGAUGGAAAGCUAUGAACCCGCUUGAAUAGUGGUCUCCAGUUAAGAUAGUGUCGCAGUGCCAGUAGCACCCGUAGAGUAGUAAAUCAAAAGCAAAAAAUGUACCGUCCAUCGUUCCCCGUGGGGCAAUGCUGUUGAUGGACCAUUAAGAUGGCAAACCGUCUCGAAGAUAGAUGCACACUAUUGCUACCACUGAAUGCGAUCGACGACGACCAGGACGACGGUGCAGGCGGCGGAGACAACGGCGACGCCACCAGCAGCAUCUCAUCCGGAGCGACGUGGCAUCUCUCAGACUUCAGCAGUCAACUACCGCUAAGAACAAUCACAACGAAGCUAACGAAACUUUUGACAGAUCUCACGCCCUCGGGACCACCGAGCGUAAACCUAAGUACAUUGUUUCCACUGAACGGUGGAGGUUUCGUACCGAGCAACUUCGGCGUCGGCGGUAGUAAUACAAGUGGUAGUGGUAACAGUAGUAGUGGAGUAGCAGCAGUGGCGUCGGUUUUCAAUCCAGUUGACGACCAGCGGAACCGUACGGAUGGAAGAUUCCUGCUCGUCGGGGGAACAUCGGUUCCCAUCAACUGUGACGGUCGGAAUCUGGCGGAACUGGCGACGACCGCGUUCGGAAGUGCUAGUGCAAGUGACGCAGGCAGUGGGACCAUCGUGCUGGGUCCGAAAUUGGAAGUUUCGAAAACGAUGGACGUCGGGGUCGGUGGCGGUGGCGACGGUGGUGGAACACAGUUAUUGAUUGCCAACUGGCAGGACUGUGCCAUUGUGAUAUUAUUUUGCUUACUGAUCGUAGUGACUGUGAUCGGCAAUACGCUAGUGAUCUUAUCGGUGAUUACCACCCGGCGAUUGCGGACUGUGACCAACUGCUUCGUGAUGAGCCUGGCCGUGGCCGAUUGGUUGGUCGGAAUCUUCGUCAUGCCACCGGCUGUCGCGGUUCAUCUGCUUGGAUCGUGGCCGCUCGGAUGGAUACUGUGUGAUAUAUGGAUCUCAUUAGAUGUUCUACUGUGUACGGCGUCAAUCCUUAGCUUAUGUGCAAUUAGUAUAGAUAGAUAUUUGGCGGUAACACAACCGUUAAACUACUCCCGCCGGAGGCGGUCGAAGCGUCUAGCUCUCCUGAUGAUUUUGGUUGUCUGGGUGCUGGCCCUGGCCAUCACUUGUCCCCCCAUUCUCGGUUGGUACGAACCGGGCCGACGGGAACUGGACCAGUGCCGGUACAACCAAAACGAGGGCUACGUCGUCUUCUCGGCGAUGGGUUCGUUCUUCAUUCCUAUGGCCGUCAUGAUCUACGUGUACUUGCGAAUAUCCUGCGUGGUGGCAUCCCGACACGACAAGAUGACCGAAAUAGAAGUUCACAAGAAAAGUCACCGGACCCGUGAUGCUGACGAGGCGUGCUACCAUUAUGCUUCGGAGAUUGACCCGGCCCAGCUGAGCCCCAAGCGAAAGCGGUCCUCAUCGCAGCUGUCGACGGCAACCACAACCUAUGUGACCCAACUGGGCGGCGGAGGCUCGUCCAGCUUUACCGGCCUCAGUGGGGACAGUGACUGCUCGAAGAUAGUCGGCACCAGAAAGAAUCACAAGAAUGGCCAUUAUGAGCUUGUCGACAUCAAUUCCAUGUCCAAAACCACAACAUCAAUCGUCGGCAAUGGCGGCGGCGGCGGCGGAGGCGGCAGUGGUGGUGGAGGUGGGUGCCGGAAUGGUGCCGACGAAGAACGAAUGUCCCAGGGUAGCCAGCAGGUACAAUCACCGGGCGCAAAGCGCAACUCCACCAUACACUACAAGCUGGCUUCGACGACGGAGCUCUGGUCGUCGGCCAAUAACGUUUUCAAUCAACAGCAAAAACCGCAAACGGCAAAUCAAUCGGGUGGUUUGAGGCGUACCAAUACCAUUAGUAACUCAAUUAUGACGUCGACCACUACGGCCUCGGCAUCGACGGCGGCCGGACGUAAUAUGCGGAUCCAUCAGAAGUCCCUUUCGUCGCGGAUCCUGUCGAUGAAGCGCGAGAACAAAACGACCCAAACGCUCAGCAUCGUGGUCGGCGGCUUCAUCGCGUGCUGGCUGCCCUUCUUCAUCCACUACAUCCUGACGCCGUUCCUGCCGAAGGACCUGGCCGCCCCGAAGCUGGGCGAAUUUUUCACCUGGCUUGGCUGGAUCAACAGUGCCAUCAAUCCGUUCAUCUACGCAUUCUACAGCGUCGACUUCCGGGCGGCCUUCUGGCGCCUCACGUUGCGACGGUUUUUCCGCAAUAGCGAAAAGGCACCCUUCGCCAACAUCCACAACAUGUCCAUGCGGAGAUAAGCUCCGCCACCCAACCCAUCAUCAUCAGUGAGUGCAACAAAUCAUCCGACACUUGGAUUGGGGGAGGGGGGAUGGUUUUAUACAAAAGUUGCAAUUGCUGCGUGUGGUCACGGACGUGGUUUCGCGACUUUCGGGACGUCAACACAUCAUCGGAUUAUGUACGGUUAUUAUAAGUUAUACGUAUGAUAGGAGCAGGAUGCACGGCUGAUUCGGUUUCAUCCUGUUUGUAGCCAACUUGCGGCGUCACGUUUGGAACAUAAAGCUUGAAACAUUUUUUUUUUUGCUGUCGUGCUUUUGGAAUGGGAUCAAUCUGGUAAAGAAAUGAUUUAUUCUUUUGCAUUUAUUGUGAAUACAUUUUGUCAACCUGAAUAAAGGGUGAAACG